CCGCUCUCACGACACCCCCCCUCACCUCACUCUCCAGCGGCCCCAAAACCCUAGCCAGGGAGCUCGGCCCGCCGCGGGGAGAUCGCGCGGAGGAGCUCCAACCUCGCCCCGCCGCAACGCCCCCCUCGCCCCCCCGCCUGCCGCGUGUCGCCAUUCCUCGGUACUCUCCAUUGCCAGGAAACCAGUGGUUAAUCAGUUAACCAGUCAAAAUGCAGUUCCAGUCUGGCAACUGUGCCAAAACGUUGGCAAAACUAGAUGGAUCUGGUGCAAAAGAUUUGUCAAUCGACCCAAGCACAUUUGGUUUUCCAAAAGAUGCUAAUCAGGAAUAUUUUGACCGGGCUUGCCAGUACGGUUAUCCAGUUUCAACACAAGGCUUUCAAGAUAAAGGAUUUUCACCAAACGUUCCAGAUUUUGUUCCGAAUAAUGCUUCUGCUGCACUCGGGGAAUAUCAACAAUUUGACCACUUUUCCAGACCACUUAAGCCUCUAGCACCUGAUGGAAACCAGGUGCAAAAUAGUGGCAAAAAUACCACACAUCGCAGUAGACCUUCUAAUGCAUCCUCCUGCCUUGAUCAUGUAGAAGACAUAACUUCUCAUGACACGGAUGGUUAUGACGACAGAGCUAUCUCAUUUGGGAGUAGCUGCAGCACAGGAAUUGCAUGUUAUCCAUAUAACAGCCCUAUGCAAAGCGAUAACUGCAUUGCAGACAUGCAGGAUGGGACCUGGGCUGCUCUUAUGCAAAUGCAACAGGCUUUGGAGACGCCUAAUGAAGAGUGCAGUGACUUGACUUUAAAUAACACAGAACUUUCAGGUGGGAAUACCAUGCAGCAUCAAGUUGUUUGGGACAAUGGCUGUUUAGCAAGUCCGUCUUUCACCUCAAACUUUUUACCCUUCCCUGGAGAGGCUGAAACCACGGUCACAAAUACCAGUGCUAUGUAUAACUUACGUAACUCUGUUGAUCUCCCGUAUGAUAAUGAUCAAGACAUAUCAUCUUUUGAGCUCAAAAUGGCUGAACAGAAAGAGGCAACCACAAGCCAUGUUUGUGAACAUCAAGAUGAAGUGCAUUCUACUGAACGGGGAGAAAAUCCUGGCCACGAUGAAUCUUUUGAUUUGACCCAGGACAGACAGUUCAGUUCAUUUGUAAACGGUGCAGAUGGAUCUGUAGAUAGUGGAAUGAACCUUUAUGAUUGUGAAGAGCAAAUGGAAAUUGAUUCACUUCUAAAUUCAUUUGGAGCAUCAAGUGAUACCUUUCCACAGACAUAUGAAAUAUUACAGAAAGGUGAAUAUAUUGCUGACCUUGAUAAAAAGGCUAAAUUAGCGGAAAGCAUUUCUGCUACAUUCAUCACUGAUACUGUGCCAUAUAUUACACAAGCUGGGGUGACUGAGUCAACUGUCUCUGAUGAAUCUUCUUGGACUCAACAAUAUCAAUCUACUUCCCAGUCAUGUGGUUUAUCUUAUUCUUCAGCUUCUCAAUGGGAAACCAUGCCAGGUACUGUUUUUCCUUUAGGGAGUUGUCAAAAUGAUGUUAGUGAGUCCAAUUCAAUGACUAGCCUGGGGACAAAUUGCGAUCUCCUGUUAUCUUUUGGCCAUACUUCAAUGCAGCAGCAACAGAGUGUGUUUAGUGAUACUAAUUUGGAAUUGAUUGACAAUGUUGCUAACCCUUAUCAAGAGUUCGUGACGGGCGUGGAUGGUCAAACGAGCCACCUAUACCAUGCUGAAGCACUGGCAACCCAAGAUGUAUGGGCGCCACACCCUGAUAUGAUGGUACACUCUUCAACUGAUAAUGGACAUUCAGAUAUACAGCUGCCCAUGACACAGAGUACUACAGUUCCGCUGCCUGCUCCGUGCUUGUCCAAGGACCCCAACUCAUCAUUUAUUGGAGAAGAGGUUCAGAGGGUUGGCAAAAAUCAUUCAGAUAUGCAGCUUCCCUUGACACAGACUAGUCAUGUUCAGCAGCCUGCUAUGAGCUUGUCGGAGUACCCGAUCUCCUCAUUUGUUGGAGGAACAAAGCUUAAGAAAGUUGACAAGCAUGAUCCAUAUAUGCAGCUUCCCGUAACACAGGCUAGUCAUGUUCCACUGCCUGAUAUGAGCUUGUCUGAGGAUCCGAAAUCAUCAUUUAUUGGAGGAACAGAGCUUAAGGAAGUUGACAAACAUGAUUCAGAUAUGCAGCUUGCCAUGACACAGGCUCGUCAUGUUCCGCUGCCUGCUGUGAGGUUGUCCGAGGAACCAAAAUCACCAUUGAUCGCAGGAACAGAGCUUAAGGAAGUUGACAAACAUGAUUCCGAUAUGCCGCUUCCCAUGGCACAGGCUAGUCAUGUUCCGCUGCCUACUAUGAGCAUACUCGAGAAUACGAAAUCGGCAUUUGUUGGAGGAACAGAGCUUAAGGAAGUUGACAAACAGGAUUUAGAUAUGCAGCUUCCCGUAACACAGGCUAGUCAUGUUCCGCUGCCUGCUGUGAGGUUUUCCGAGGAAUCAAAAUCAUCAUUGAUCGCAGGAACGGAGCUUAAGGAAGUUGACAAACAUGAUUCAGAUAUGCCGCUUCCCAUGGCAGAGGCUAGUUGUGUUCCACUGCUUGCUAUGAGCUCACCCGAGGACAUGAAAUCGUCAUUUAUUGGGGGAACAGAGCUUAAGGAAGUCGACAAACAUGAUUUAGAUAUGCAGCCUCCCAUGACAAAGGCUAGUCAUGUUCCGAACUCAUCAUUGAUCGCAGGUACAGAGCUUAAUGAAGUUGGCAAACAUGAUUCAGAUAUGCCACUUCCCAUGGCACAGGCUAGUCAUGUUUCGAACUCAUCAUUGAUCGCAGGUACAGAGCUUAAUGAAGUUGGCAAACAUGAUUCAGAUAUGCCACUUCCCAUGGCACAGGCUAGUCGUGUUCCGCUGCCUGCUAUGAGCUUACCCCAGGACACAAAAUCAUCAUUUAUUGGAGGAACAGAGCUUAAGGAAGUUAACAAACAUGAUUCAGACAUGCAACCUCCCAUGACACAGGCUAGUCUUCCACUGCCUGCUGUGAGCUUGUCCGACGACCCGAAAUCGUCAUUUAUUGGAGGAACAGAGCUUAAUGAAGUUGGCAAACAUGAUUCAGAUAUUCAGCCUCCCAUCACACAGGCUAGUCAUGUUCCACUGCCUGCUAUGAGCUUAUCAGAGGACCCAAAUUCAUCAUUUAUCGCAGGAACAAAGCUUAAGGAAGAUGACAAACAUGAUUCAGAUAUGCCGCUUCCCAUGGCACAAGCUACUCAUGUUCCGCUGCCUACCAUGAGCUUAUCUGAGGACAUGAAAUCAUCAUUUAUUGGAGGAACGGAGCUUAAGGAAGUUGACAAACAUGAUUCAGAUAUGCAGCCUCCCAUGACACAGGCUAGUCUGCCUGCUGCAAGCUUGUCCGAGGACCCGAAAUCAUCAUUUAUUGGAGGUAUAGAGCUUAAGGAAGUUGACAAACAUGAUUCAGAUAUCCAGUUUCCCAUGACGCAGACUGUUUGUGUUCAGCUGCCUGCUCUGAGCUUGUCCAAGGACCCCGACUCGGCAUUUGUUGGAAGAACAGAGCUUAAGAAGGUUGGCCAACUUGAUUAUAGUCACAUUGGAUAUCCUCAGCUCUCAGCAAGCAAACCUUCACACCCAAGCGGUUUGCCAGUUAUAAAGUUUGAUGACGAGGUGGGUUCACGGUCAAAGAAGCGGAAAAGGUCAACAGCAGAUGUUUUAGCGUUUCGUGCACAAGCCGUGUUCGAGGGUGGGAGACUGCAAUGUAGAAGGACACCUGAGUUGGCUUGGGCUGAUGCCACAUUGACUGAGAAGGUAGAUGGUGAAAAAGCAACGACGGAAAAUAGCACCUUCAUUUCUCGAGCUCAGAGAAGACUUAAUUUAACAACCAGCUUGAUUCAGCAUCUCCUUCCUGCUCUGUCAGCGAGACUUCUUGCAGCAAAAGUUGCUGAUUGUGGUGAAGCCAUUGUGUACCGCAUUUGUAAACCGGUGCUCAGUGAUAUGUCUGACCCAGUUCAAUCUUUUGUCGACACCAACAACUUCAUGCAAAGUGAAAACAUGCCACCGAACAAGACAAGCACCUCCGGAGAGGAAGACUGUAAUAAACUCUUAUCUGAAGUUCUGGAAACCUUUGAUGCGAGGCUUGGCUGGCUACAAAGCUCCUUGUCAAGAAUCGAGGCGAUGCCCAGCUUCCAAGACUACGCGUCGGCACUACGCCAAAUCGAGCAGUGGUCCAUGACUCAUCAGUUCAUAAAGUUUAACGAACAUAAGAGACUGCACGCCGGCUACGGCUCGGGUUCUAAAAGCCCUCUCUGCGUCGGAACCAUCCGGAAGCAUGCUGGAGGAGGUUCUUCCGCGCCAGUCUCGGAGCUGAAAAGGAUUCGUUGCCGCGUGCUCAAGUAGCCGCUCGCUCGCCCCCAAGAAAAAAAAGUAUGUGAUCAAUGCUGAUGCGGUGGUGCACCCCUGUGCUAAGAGUUAGGAGGGUAUUAGGUGGGUUUUAACUUGGUGAAGUAGUGUAUUUUGGGAUGACGUGCGGGCACGGAAUGUGCUGUGUCGAUGUCCUUCAGCAAACAGGGCAAGAACGUGCUUCGGAACUGGGAUGAUGUCCGGGACCCUGUGCACUGUCACUGCCGGAUGAGCGCGCCGGUGGCUGUCGUUGCCGGAGAAAACGACCCUGCUGUGGCGGGGUUUCCAUGAGUUGAGCUAGUGUGAGUGUUGGAUGGACGGGGUAUCGAGAGAGAGAGGAAGAGACAUUCCCAGCUGCAACUGCUUCCUGUUGUUACAUUGAUCAUACACUGACCUGACAAAAAAGGAUGCUGGGCUUCCAACUGCACGUCAGGAUUAACGCAAGUUCUUAACGCAAGUUCUUGCUCUGUACGUCAGGAUUAAAGCCUGAUACCUGAUAGAGCAUGAACCUUGUUUUUGA
Hordeum vulgare subsp. vulgare (domesticated barley) is the source of this 4896-nucleotide messenger RNA. RefSeq lists its product as uncharacterized. The transcript is spliced from 7 exons. Lineage: Eukaryota; Viridiplantae; Streptophyta; Magnoliopsida; Poales; Poaceae. Bases 210 to 4373 code for a protein of 1387 amino acids. The record is from RefSeq and is a predicted model, not a curated record.